Messenger RNA from Carassius carassius (crucian carp), 2355 nucleotides. RefSeq lists its product as uncharacterized. Bases 312 to 2144 code for a protein of 610 amino acids. The record is from RefSeq and is a predicted model, not a curated record. The transcript is spliced from 11 exons. NCBI's taxonomy places the organism in Eukaryota, Metazoa, Chordata, Actinopteri, Cypriniformes, Cyprinidae.
AGGGACGCCAUUCGGGUCUGCUGGGUGUAUUGUUCAAGGGUGAAUACGCAAAUCUAGCACAGUAAUGUCUGCCCGUGAAAGAUUAAUUUGGCGGAUAGAUGCGGCGGGUUUUGUUUGCAUUUCUUCGAAACUGAAGAAAGAAAUUCAUACAGGUUUGGAAUAACUUGACGAUCCCACUAGAUGGACAGUGGCUCACUAUGGCAACCUCAGUACACAGUAGAGACAGGAAUCAUUGUUCAGCAGGUCAUUACUAGAGACAGUACAAAACUGUGUUUUAGGAAUCAAGAACGAUUAUUCUGUCAGACUUGAUAAUGUCAUCAAGUCCUCAGGUAUCUCACAGCCAAAGUGUCCUUCCCUUGUUCAUGGGUAAAGGCAGAAAUAUCACCUUUGUUCUGGACUCCUCUGUGGGAAUGAUUGGCUUUUUGGGACCAGUGAAGAAUCUCAUCAUACAAACCUUGAUUACUAAAGCUUCACUCAGAGACUCGCUCUUCAACAUUAUCAGCUUUUCAUACAAGUCAACACCGUGGUCUUCUCACAUGAUGCCCUGCACCCCUGAUGUAGUCUAUGAAGCACUGAGCUGGAUCCACACAUUACAGACAAGUCCUGGCAGAGACCUCCACUCAGCACUGGCCUUAGCUUUCUCUGACCCUGUCUGUCACUCUGUCCACUUGGUGACCAACGGUCUCCCAGACAACCCACCACAAUGUCUAGCUUCAUUAUCAACCCUGGUGACGCGCCCCGUAAAUACAUUUUACAUAUCUGACAAGACUCCCAUGAACACGGACAUAUCAGACUUCUUGCAGUGCAUUACCUCCACCACUAGAGGAAGCUGUUACGUCAUGACGCUCAACUCAGCUGGCAACAUGGACCAGAUCAGUUUGCUGCAUUCAACGGAUGACUUGAUUCAAAUGCCAUCAUACUCUGAGGACCCAUGCCAUUCAGUGGACUUCAAUCAGGUCCCAUUCUCCAACUUCACAAGUGUCUAUUCCUUAUCAUGCUGGUGUUCCCCUAUGAAUCCUUUUAGUACAGUAUCAUGUGUAUCUGCAAGGGUAAUGCGAGGUGCUGAGCUUUUUUCUGGCUGUCGUGUGUUAGCCAGAAGAGAGAUAGAUGGGUUUUACUACCUGGGGACAAUCAUACAUCAGGGCAGAGGAAAUCUUUACACGGUGGAGUUUGAUAAGUUUGGACCUAAAGGAAAUACAUUUAUGGACACAUUAAAUACAAUUCAACCAAUUUGCCAGCCUGAUAUGGUCAGUCUAGCCAGUGCACAUAGGCACAGUAUUGUACCAGGAGACACUGUUCUGGCACCAUGGGAGCCAGACAUGAGACGAUAUGGGCCUGGAAGAGUCAUCUCUGGUAUGGAGCCAAGAGAUCCACUUAAAAGUGACGAAGGUCUUUUGGGACUCCAGGUUCUCUUCUGGAAUGGGAUGACAAUUCAUGUUCCCAAACAGCUCGCAGUAUGGAUUCCAGCCUCUCAUCAUGAGCAAAUUAUCAAAGACCUCCAGCAUUAUUCAUCUCGGCCAUGUUGCUACAGGGUUUCCCACUGCGGCACCAUGAAUUGUUUUGAUUUGCCAUGUCACCAAUGCAACCACCGCAGUCUGUCCUCCAUCCCACCAUGCCACUGUCCUGUCAAGAGAUGCUGGCCAGUGUUCAUGCCAUCUCCAGUACUAAAUAACCAAAGGAGAGAUGAGCUGAAGAGGAAAUUAGAUCUCCAACUUAAAGAACUACAGAGCUCUCAACAGACACAAGUGCCUUCGUGUUCCUCAUCAUCAGCCUCUGAAUCAGAUGAGAACGAGGAGGAUACUGCAGCUGAGAAACACAGGCCUUCAAGGUCAGAACUUGUGAACCGAUCUAUAAACACAGACAUUUCCUGCCUGAGAAAGCCAUACGCUCAACCUGAGACCAGACUGGCCUGGAGAUACUGGAAAAGGGGAUCUUCAGAACCACAGCACAAGAAACCAGGAAGAGCAGUCCGGUCUCCAAAUGUCAGCCAUUCUUGGCCUAGAGACACUGGGAAUUCUGGGAGCUCUACAGAUAACGCUAUGAUGACCAAUCACAGCUCUUUAUUUAAGCUGGUUCCUGAUUCACCAAAAAGAGGAGUUAAUAUGAGGGAAAUAUUUGGAUCAGCACAAGGCCAACUAAACUGAUAGUUCCACAGCCAAAGUGUUAUGAGUAUCGCCAAUGUGGACAGUUUCCGUCUGUGGCUAUGUGUCCUGCAUUGCUGCUGUGAUGGAAUAGGUGCCUGGAGACACUUCAAUAAGGAAAUCCUCUGGUUCUGAUGAACCCUUCAAACAAAUAUGUAGAUGAACCAAAAGAGUGGAUUUGUGGAAUAAACUUUGUAAAUAUGGCCUGGUUAAA